Molecule: messenger RNA, 1830 nt
Organism: Suillus subalutaceus
Lineage: Eukaryota; Fungi; Basidiomycota; Agaricomycetes; Boletales; Suillaceae
Exons: 9
Coding region: 1-1533 (510 amino acids)
Molecular function (GO): oxidoreductase activity
Source: RefSeq, a predicted model, not a curated record
AUGCGUCAAGUCCACCUCGCCGUGCUCCUUGGCUUUGCCGCUUUUGCCACAGCUUUGCCAUCUCCCUCCAUUGAUACUCAUGAUUACAAUCAUUACGAUCGUCGCUCAACCAAAGAUGCCAAAGUGCUAAUCCUUGGAGGAGGUGUUGCUGGCGUCAUUGCAGCGCGCACGUUACACCGCAAGGGCAUCGACGACUUUCUGAUCGUCGAAGCGCGCGAUGAGCUAGGUGGAAGGAUGCAGAAUUAUACUAUUGGCGUCCCUGGAAAGCAGUACACCGUCGAAGUCGGUCCUAAUUGGAUCCAGGGAACGCAAACUGGCAGUGGGCCAGCUAAUCCCAUUCUGACCCUCGCUCGAAAGCACCACGUCAAGAACCAGUAUAAUGACCUUGAUGGCAGUAUCACGACUUACGACUAUAAUGGGCUCAAAGACUAUCGUGACAUCUUGGACACGUCAAUUGAUCAAUUCACUCAAAUCGUAGCUGAUGCAGGGGAACGCGUCAAGUUGCAGCAGGUUGACCUCAGCCUUCAAAGCGCGUACGGCAUCACCGGUGCAAAACCAAAGAACAUAUACGAAGCAGCUUGUCAGUAUUAUGAAGUCGACUGGGCCCCAGACCAGAAUUCGUGGAUAGCAUCAGCCUGGAACAAUAACUUUACCUUUGAUGUUGAUAUGGGUGGCUUCUCAGACGAGAAUAACCUCUGCAUCGAUCAGCGUGGCUUCAAAACCAUCAUCCAGGCCGAAGCUGUAGAGUUUCUUCAACCUGAGCAAGUCUCCCUGAAUUCUGUUGUCACGACGAUUGCAUAUAGUGGGGAUGGGGUGACAGUCACCCUAGAAAAUGGUACUGCUCUCACCGCGGACUACGUGCUUUGCACGUUUAGUCUCGGAGUACUGCAAUACGGUGAUGUCGCGUUUAAACCUGAUCUUCCUUCGUGGAAGACGGAGGCCAUUCAGAGCAUGGUCAUGGCUACGUAUACCAAAAUCUUCUUGCAGUUCGAAGAAAAGUUCUGGUUCGAUACUGAGAUGGCCGUCUAUGCAGACAAACAACGGGGGAGGUAUCCGAUUUGGCAGAGUCUUGACCACGUCAAAUUCUUCCCUGGUUCUGGUCUCGUCUUUGUGACUGUCACCGGUGAUUUCUCACUGCGCAUCGAGGGCAUGGAAGAUUCAGAUGUUCAAGAGGAAGUUAUGGAAGUCCUCCGAGCCAUGUACCCUAACACCACUGUCCCUGAUCCUGUCGCAUUCCAUUUCAAACGCUGGAACGCGGAUCCUCUCUUCCGCGGCUCUUACUCCAACUGGCCCCCUUCUUUCCUUCCCGGUCACUCAGAAAACCUGAGGGCUUCGGUAGACAAGAGGCUGUGGUUUGCGGGUGAAGCCACGAGCUUGAAGUAUUUCGGUUUCCUUCAUGGUGCAUAUUUCGAGGGGCUGUACGCUGGCGAGGACAUCGCAAAGUGCGUUGAGGGUUCUGCAUGCACUGGACGGGAGCAUUUGAAUAGUGUGGUUGAUGCUUCCCCCUAUCCCUUCGUGUCCAUCACGCCUUAGGUGUUUAAAUUCGAGUCAUGUUGUUGUUGGAUUGUUUGGUAUCGUUUUCGAGCACCAUCAGUAAUUAACUCUUCAUGUCAAGAACGACCCUCAUCAUUUGUCUGGCCUACAUUUUUUAUGGCCAAUUAUUGUCCUAUUAAGAAAUACUUCUCUGCAGGACAUUACAGUUUAGUCUACAGGACCCCAGUGUCCUUUUUCAUCUCCUGAUUCACGAAUGCUCUGGUGUGGGGCGUCCUCCCACCAGUCCGCCGUUCCCGCCGACGGCCUACAUGAUAUAUAUGCGCACCUUCACGACUC